Messenger RNA from Penicillium nucicola, 924 nucleotides. Its product is annotated as C2H2-type zinc finger protein. Gene Ontology annotation, molecular function: DNA-binding transcription factor activity, RNA polymerase II-specific; RNA polymerase II transcription regulatory region sequence-specific DNA binding. Gene Ontology annotation, biological process: regulation of transcription by RNA polymerase II. The record is from RefSeq and is a predicted model, not a curated record. NCBI's taxonomy places the organism in Eukaryota, Fungi, Ascomycota, Eurotiomycetes, Eurotiales, Aspergillaceae. The transcript has 2 exons. The coding region runs from base 1 to 924 and encodes 307 amino acids. Gene Ontology annotation, cellular component: nucleus.
AUGCACGAGUGCCUGACCUGUGAUCAUCAGUUCUUUUAUCGAGAUGAAUGUGAUCAUCACAUGACCCAAUGCGGUCAUUGGAUCGAGUGUGAGACUUGUUCACGAGUUUUCCGGUCUCACAGUGCAUGCCGCCAGCAUAUGAACACCCUGGACCACUGGGCUCCGGUCUUUCCAUGCCAGUCUUGUGACCGCGAGUUUCGCAGUGAGAAUGCUUCCAUUCAGCAUAUGAACGCCGUCGGCCACUGGAAACCUCGGUUUCAAUGCCAGAAAUGUCCUGAGAAAUUUCACAAUCCGGGUGCCGCAGAGAAGCACAUGGAUAUGCUCAACCAUUACCGGAACUAUUGCAAACCGUGUGAUCGCCACUUCCAGAAUGAAAGCAAUCUUCGUGCGCAUCUGAAUUCAAAGACCCACCGCGGAACUACAGCAGCCUGUCCUUUCUGCAAAGGCAGUUUCGUAACCGCCAGCGGUGUCUUUCACCACCUGGAACAAGGUUCUUGCCCAAACGCUCCUAGCAUGAACCACGAUACAAUAUUGCGCAUGGUGCGACAAAGCGACACACAUGGUAUCAUUACCAACAAGCAGAUUGAAUGGCACAAGGAACAGCAGGGGCAGUACUCCGCGACUAAUCGUGCCUACAACGGCCAGGCCUGGGAAUGCUACUUGUGUCAUAGAGAGUUCAACUCACCCAACUCUCUCAACCAGCAUGCAAAUUCCCCGGUUCAUCAACAAAAAGGUUACCACUGUCCUAAUAAGAGAGCGAACUGUGUGAAGCAGUUUGUUUCCCUCGCGGGGCUUUUUAAUCAUUUUGAAAGCGAGUCUUGCGGUUUCAUUAGGUUUGAGCGGGUUCAGCGAGUUCAGCAGCAGUUGGCUGGCACUAUCAUGGGGCGGAGACUUCUAAUCGCCUCCUCAUUUGGUCAUGGUUGA